UUUAUUGAAACCAUUUGAUUAACCCUUUUUUUUUACUAUAGGAAGGAAGAGGGUUCUUUCCAUUUGGCAGAGAACCAUCAUGGCAAAAAUGUACCAUCUCUUCCUUUUGACCGUUUUAGUGGUAAUCAUACCUACAUUAGUACAUGCUAAUGUCAAAGAGCAAGCUGCAUACUGGGAUAAUCUACUUCCAUUCAUUAAUGAUACAUAUUGGCGGGAAAAAGCAGCAAUUGCUGAAAAAGAAAAUAAUAUAGCUUACACACCUGACCCAUACGCAGUCUCUGAAAAUAUGACUUCUGUUGUUAGCGAAAUGAUAGUUGGCGAAAAUACAGGAAGAAGGAAUCUAGCAGGAAAAAAAAUAAGAAAAGGUCAUCCAUGUAUGGCUACAAAUCCCAUUGAUAGGUGUUGGAGGUGUGAUCCUAAUUGGGCAAAGAACCGCAAGAAGCUUGCAUCUUGCGUGCAAGGUUUUGGAAGGAAGACUACUGGUGGAAAAGCCGGUCGUAUCUAUGUGGUAACUGAACCGUCAGAUAGUGACAUGGUUAAUCCACGUCCAGGUACCCUAAGACAUGCAGUUACAAGAAAUGGACCUUUGUGGAUUAUUUUUGCUCGUAGCAUGGUCAUUAAGCUCAACCAGGAACUCAUAAUGACAAGUGACAAGACCAUUGAUGGGCGAGGAGCUACUGUUGUCAUUGCUAGAGGUGCUGGUAUUACUAUCCAGUUCAUCAAGAAUGUGAUCAUUCACGGGAUCAAAAUUUUUGACAUUACAGUUGGCAAUGGGGGGCUAAUAAGAGAUGCUGAAAACCAUUUUGGUCAAAGGACAAGGAGUGAUGGUGAUGCAAUUAAUAUUUUUGGCUCCUCCAAUAUUUGGAUUGACCAUGUUUCUAUGAGAAACUGCAAAGAUGGACUCAUUGAUAUCAUCAUGGGAUCCACUGCUAUAACCAUUUCGAAUUCCCAUUUCACAGAUCACAAUGAGGUGAUGUUGUUUGGUGCAACUGAUACCUAUGAUGGUGAUAAGAAAAUGCAAAUCACACUUGCCUUCAACCAUUUUGGUAAGAGAUUAAUUCAAAGAAUGCCAAGGUGUAGAUAUGGUUUUAUUCAUGUGCUUAACAAUGACUACACUCAUUGGGAAAUGUAUGCAAUUGGUGGUAGCAAAAAUCCUACCAUUAUAAGUGAGGGCAACCGAUUCAUUGCUCCUAAUAACCCUCAUGCUAAAGAGAUAACAAAGAGAGAUACAUCAGAGUCGGAGUGGAAAAAAUGGCAAUGGAGAUCAAUCAAUGACGUGUAUUUGAACGGGGCAUUUUUUAGACAAGGUGGAGCUGUGCUAACUAACAGGCCAUUCUCAAGAAAAGACAUGAUCAAAUCUAGGCCCGGCACUUAUGUGAAAAGGCUUACUCGUUUUUCUGGCAGCCUUAGAUGCAGAGCAAGAAAGCCGUGUUAAUCUUCAAAAUCAAACAUCAUUAAGCAUUAAAAUUCAAUAUUGCAGGCAGCAGAUUAGAAAAUGGUUUUAUUGACCAUGUCUAUGCAAUGCAAUUCCUAUUAGAUUACGUCAUUUAAAAGUCAUUGCUUGUAUUAGGGAUUUGUUAGAAUUAAUGAAAAUUUGAGAUACUCUAGAUGGAUUGUUAGUAUUCCUAGAGUAUACAACCUCUUAGGUAUCACUUACUCAUCAAUCAUUCAAUGUAUUUAUUAUAAAUAUAAUUAGUGUGAUCUUACUAAAGACACGAAUAAUUUACAGAA
This is a messenger RNA of Vicia villosa (hairy vetch), 1731 nucleotides long. Its product is annotated as pectate lyase-like. The record is from RefSeq and is a predicted model, not a curated record. Lineage: Eukaryota; Viridiplantae; Streptophyta; Magnoliopsida; Fabales; Fabaceae. The transcript is spliced from 4 exons. The coding region runs from base 80 to 1435 and encodes 451 amino acids. Gene Ontology annotation, molecular function: pectate lyase activity.